This is a messenger RNA of Fusarium oxysporum Fo47, 153 nucleotides long. RefSeq lists its product as uncharacterized. The record is from RefSeq and is a predicted model, not a curated record. The transcript has a single exon. NCBI's taxonomy places the organism in Eukaryota, Fungi, Ascomycota, Sordariomycetes, Hypocreales, Nectriaceae. Bases 1 to 153 code for a protein of 50 amino acids.
AUGCAAGAUGUCGCCAAGGAGGUUACCAACGAUGAGGCUUUUGAGAAGGAAAAGGCAAAUCUAGAGCUUAUACAGUCUCUCAAGCACGAACACCUUAUUAAACUAAUCGCUACCUGUCAGAAGGGGCCUAUAUGCUAUUUCAUAUUUCCUUAG